CCCUAACGACACGCACGAGUUCGCUGUCGCGGCGGCGUCAGAACCAAGGGCGCGGCCGCGCGGGCUGGGGUUGGGAUUGGAUUGGACUCCGAGGAGGUGGAGGAGGAGGAGGAGGCGAGAGGCUUGUGGGGAUGGGGGUCUCGAGGCUCUUCGCGGUGGCGCUGGCGCUGCUGGUCGCCGCCGCGGCCGUUGCUGGGGCGGCCGCCGAGGAGCCGGUGGUUGUGGACUCCGUGGCCGGCGCGGUGGAGGUCGCGGCGGCGGCGGCGCUCAAGGCGGAGCUGGAGCAGCUCAGGGCGAAGAUCUCCACCUUAGAGUCAGGCAUAGCAGAGCGAUCCCAGGAACUGAAGAGCAAGGAUGAUGGCAUCGCAAAGCUGGAGAAGGCAAUUGAGGAGAAGUCAAAAAAGAUUGCUUCUCUGCAGGGCGAGAUUGCUUCCCUCCAGGCAAAGGGGUCUGUUGCUGCCGAGGAGCAGAGAGGCAAGGCCAAUGCCCGGGCUGUUGAGCUUGAGAAGCAGAUUGACAAGCUCGAGAAGGAUAUUGAAGCACAAAGUAGCCAGAGAACAACAUUUGAAUCUAGGGCUAACGUUGCUGAGAAGAAGGUGGAAGAGCUGAAUGCAAAGCUUAAGGCAGUCCAAAAGGAAAGUGAUGAGCAAAAGCGCAGAAUCCAGAAGACAGAACGUGCUCUUAAAGUUGCUGAGGAGGAAUUGAUGAGGCUGCAGUUAGAAGCAACAACUAAGUCAAAACAGCUGACAGAGGUUCAUGGAGCAUGGUUGCCACCUUGGUUAGCGGCGCAAUAUGCUCACUAUGUGGAGGUGGUCUCAGGUCACUGGAAUGAACAUGGAAAACCUGCCAUGCAGAGUUUUCUGAAGAAGGCAUCAGAAAAAUCAGCACAUGCAAAGAAAUGGGCUGAACCUCAUAUUGAGACUGCUAAGACGAAAUGGAUUCCUGUUAAAGAAAAAAUGGUUGUCCUCAAGAAAAACGCAGAACCUUACGUACAAAAGGUGUCAACAAGAUCAGUGGAGUUUUACGAGUCAUUAAAGGAUGCUGUUACACCUCAUGUUGUCAAAGUUAAAGAGUUUGCUCAUCCCUACUUCCAGGAAGCCAAGAAGUUCUCCAAACCUUACAUUGAUCAAGUUGCUGAGGUCACGAAGCCACAUGUUGAGAAAGUUAGAACUACUCUUAAGCCGUAUACUAAAAGAGCAGUUCAUGCAUAUGGGUCAUUUCUUGAGUCAGCAACCACAUACCACCGGCAGGCUCAAGCAACCAUCUUGGAUUAUCUUCACCAGCAUGAGAUAACAAAAUCACUUGCGACGAAGGAGUUGGUUUGGUUCCUGGCUUCUGCGUUGCUGGCUCUGCCUGUUUUCAUCAUAUACAAGCUUCUACUAGAAACUUUCUGCACCAAAAAGCAGAAAAGAUCUCGUGGUGGUAAUGGUAAUCAUGGCCACAGGAGACACAAGCGCCGGCACGCUGAUAAGUAGAUCGGUAUUGGGCACUUUGGGGUUUAUUUGCAAUGUAGGGUUGCGGAUCUUCAAGCAGGAUCACUUUGCUCUCCUUCCAGAGGCUGUCCUACUGAGCCAUCGAGGAAGGAGACCUGUGUCAUGGGUAACCCUAACCGCGAAAGCGCCGUACACCAAAAUUUCUCUUUUUUUUCCACCCCAGGUGUAUUAUGGACAUCUGUUGCAGCAGCCUUUUUUAUCUGCACAUUUGCUGAGGUUCAGGGGUUAAGCCUCAGCCCUUGUUUUAUUUGUUGUUGUUUAUUGUAACUUGAUAAUGCGAUUGAGUCUGCGUGCUUGUUUUUGUUGGUGACCUACACCCUGACUAUCAUGUAUACAGUGGUUGUUUAGCAA
Phragmites australis (common reed) is the source of this 1844-nucleotide messenger RNA. RefSeq lists its product as uncharacterized. Bases 132 to 1475 code for a protein of 447 amino acids. NCBI's taxonomy places the organism in Eukaryota, Viridiplantae, Streptophyta, Magnoliopsida, Poales, Poaceae. The record is from RefSeq and is a predicted model, not a curated record. The transcript has 14 exons.